Cordyceps militaris CM01 is the source of this 1620-nucleotide messenger RNA. RefSeq lists its product as uncharacterized. The transcript has a single exon. The coding region runs from base 1 to 1620 and encodes 539 amino acids. The record is from RefSeq and is a predicted model, not a curated record. Lineage: Eukaryota; Fungi; Ascomycota; Sordariomycetes; Hypocreales; Cordycipitaceae.
AUGGCGUCAUCUAAUCCAUUUCGGAAAUCAGUCUUGCAGCCAAAGACAGCCGACCUACCUCUCCCAUCCCUCGACCCCAUAGACACGACACAGACGCACGCCGCGCCCCCGCGCACGUCGUUUCGCGAACCAGAACCCAGCGACGCAGACGACGAGCCCGCACCAGCGCACGAGCGCAAGAAGAAGCUCGUGAAAAAGGUCAGAGUGCUGACACCGCCCCCGCUGUCGCCCGACUCCCCAGAAUGGCCCGAGGUCGAACCCAUGUACCGGACCGGGGAAGGCCUUGUGCCACCCCCGGUCGACUAUGACCCCUUUGCCGGCUCAGCGACAGACGAAAGCGACCGGGACAGCGCGGCGACAACGCCAUAUCCAAAGACCCCUGCCGGUGCCUAUGCGUCUGCUCCGCAGGCGCUGGGGGCACCGCCCGGCAACCCGUUUAGCCGCACGUUGCAAGAUAUAGAAGACACAUCAAACAAGGAGGAGCUGGACCUACAGCAGAGGGAAGAGGGCGAGGUUCUCAAGGCUGCCAAUGCCGGCACGCCGGCCCUCAAUGUGGAUGCUUUCAAAAGGCUGCUCCUGACGGGCAGUUCAGCCAUACAAGGCGCCAAGGCACCAGCUGCUGAACAAGAGCUCGCGUCCUUGAACGCGGAAGCGAAUAAGAUUGUGGCUGCGCCAGAGGGAGAGCCAAAGCUCAGUCUACGAAAUAGCGACAGUGACAACAUACAGCAAGACCACCGCGUCGUCCCGCCUUUAGCAUCUGGCAAAGAUAAGAAGCUUGCGCCGCCGCCGCCACCAAGCUCCCGCCACGGCAAGACCAUCAAGAGCGACCAGCCGAAGCCGACGCAACUAGGACCCGAACAUCACGCGGCGUCACCAGAGACCAAAUACACAUCACAUUCACGCACACCAAGUGGCCAUGACCUAGAGUCUCCGUCGGACGAGGGCUCAUCGAAUGACUCACAUGCUCACGAGGCGGCAGCGCCGAGCGGCACCAAGAAGUCGGCACCAGCACCGCCCCCACGACGCGGGCACGCACGCACAGAUACAAAGACAAACUUGUCACCCGCCGCGUCACUCAAGCCGGGCGAAGACGACCACGAGCCUCGCUCCUCGAUUGACUCGACGCAUCGACAAGAGCGCGGGGCGCACAUCCCCGCGCCGCCACCACCCCGGCGGCCGCACGCCACGCCCAAGCAGGGCGGCGGUGGUGGCGGUUCGGGGUCGUCGCCCUCUACAUCGUCGUCGUCAUCGAUCCCGCAGCGCAGCGCCCAGCCGGAAACGGCCACGCCUAGCAGCCCCCCCUCCAAGGGAAGCAAGUCGCCCGCGGCGGUGCCGCCGCGGCCACCCGCCCGAAAUCCAUCCUCGGUACGCCGGCUGCCUGGCGGCGGCAGCGGCAGCGGAUCCUUCGAGAAGCGGGACAGCAGCGGCGCGCACCCGCCACCGCCGCCGCCCCGGCGCCAGCGCGGCAGCAGCAGCCCGACGCGCACGUCGUCGAGCGCUGAGAUGGCGGACGCUCGCGGCGGCCUCGUCCCGCCCGUCGACUCUAGCAAGGGAGCGGACAUACUGGCCGAUCUGGAUGCGCUGCGGCGCGAGGUCGAGGCUAUGCGGGGUACGCGGUGA